AUGCCUCAAUUGUGUGUUACAGAUGGAUGUAAAUAUACAUCACGUGUUUUAUGUCAUUGUUGUAAUAAAAAUCUUUGUCUCGAACAUUUAAAACAACAUAAUGAAUUAAUUAAUGCGCAGUUAAAUCCAUUAGCUGACGAUAUUAAUACUCUCAGUGCACAAUUAAUAACAUUAAAUAUCGAUGAUAUAACAUUAAAUUAUCGUGAAAAACUUGAUCAAUGGCGUACGAAUUCAUUUAUGAAAAUUAAUGAAUUAUAUGAAAAAAAAUGUGAAGAAAUUGAAAAACGUUGUUUAAAAAAAAUUGAUUUAAUACAAAAUGAAAUUGAACAAAUACGUUCGAAAAUAUCAAAAUUAAUUAAUGAACAAGAAAUAAAUAUUGAAGAUCUUGAAAUAUUAAAAUUAAAUAUUUAUGAUAUCAAAAGAAAAUUUCUACAAUUUAAAGAAAAAUCUAUGGAAAUUAAUAUUCAUCCAUUUACUAUUGAUGAUAAAUUAAUUUCAAUUGAAGAAACAAAAUUAUAUGAACUAGAUUUAUCUAAUUUAUCAAUACCAUAUAGAAAUAUACAUUGUACUGAUCAAAGUUGGCCAGCAAUGGCAACGAAUGAUCAAUAUUUAUUAAUUGAUCAAUAUCCAAAUAUAAUUUUAUUAAAUCAAGAUUUACAAAUAAUUAAACAGUUACCUUGGAUAUAUGCUUCUAUACGUAAUAUGUGUUGGUCAUCAACAUUAGAUUGUUUUAUUAUAAUUAAUAAUGAAAAAGACGUUUUUCUUGUUAAAAAUCAUUCAUUAUUAAUUGAACGUAUUGAAAAAAUUGAACAACAAUAUUGGUGGUCAUGUACAUGUUCGGAUACAUCAUUAUUUUUAACAAAUACAACAAUGGGUACAAAUAUAUAUGAAUUUAAUCUUUUAUCUAAAUGUCAAUUAAUUAAACGUUGGAAACCACCUUAUUCAUGUAAACAAUAUGAAUAUAUUGAUGAUAUCGAAUAUAAUAAUAAAACAUUAGCUUUAGUUAUUAAAGUUUCAUCAAAUAAUACUGUUUAUCUCGAACUUCGUUCAUCAAUAACACUCGAUCGUUUAUGGAUAAUUCAAAUUGAUGUUAAAAAAAGUUGGUUUCAACAAACAAUUCGUUGUUGUUCACUUAAAUAUGAUGAAUGGCUUGUUGUUGAAGGAAAUACUUCACAUCUUUUUCAUAUAUUUAAAAAUGGAAAAAUAAAACUUAUGGGAGAAUAUAAACCAUCACCCAUAAAUUCGAUUCUUUUUGCUUCAAAUAUAUUAGUUAUGCGAACUAAAGACAAUCUACUUUUUCAUAGAUUAUAA
Adineta steineri is the source of this 1311-nucleotide messenger RNA. The record is from the annotation of a GenBank genome assembly. NCBI's taxonomy places the organism in Eukaryota, Metazoa, Rotifera, Eurotatoria, Adinetida, Adinetidae.